Messenger RNA from Aegilops tauschii subsp. strangulata, 2510 nucleotides. RefSeq names its product proline-rich receptor-like protein kinase PERK15. The record is from RefSeq and is a predicted model, not a curated record. Gene Ontology annotation, molecular function: protein kinase activity; ATP binding. Gene Ontology annotation, biological process: protein phosphorylation. NCBI's taxonomy places the organism in Eukaryota, Viridiplantae, Streptophyta, Magnoliopsida, Poales, Poaceae.
ACUCCCACCCCGGCCCUCUCCUUCCUCCCGCCGUCGUCGCGUCGCGCCGGCUCCACCUCCACGCACCCACCACCAUUAGAGACUCCACUCGCCGCCAACUAGUGCUGCUACGUACGUACGACGUACUGCCACCGGUCGCAAUCCCCGCUCGGAAUUCCCCACCACCACCACCGCCACCGCGAGCGCGAGCGGAAAGCGGCACCUUUCCUCCCUUUUCGCUUAUCUUUCGCCCCGCUCCUUCCGUUUCUCGCUCAAGCCGCUGCCGCACUAGGACUGGUGCUGCAGUAGUACGUACCACUGUAACAAGGAAGCAAAGCGGGUGAGCCAGCGGCCAAGGCGGCCGCCUUCUGAUGUCGUCGUCGCCGCCCGCCGCGCCGGGCCCGGCCUCGCCGCCUGGGAAUCGAACGGCACCGCCACCGGCCUCGGCGCCACCCGCUACCAACUCGACGCCCCCUUCGCCGCCGGCGCCACCGGCCUCCGCGCCGCCGCCCUCCUCUCCCGUGCCACCGCCGUCGACGCCCGCCGCGCCGCCCCCGUCCUCCGGCACCACACCCCCGCGACACCCUCCCUCCCGCCUCCCACGGCCCCCGGGGCGCCCGCCGCGCCGUCUCCCCCGUCGACCACGCCGUCUCCGCCGACCGAUCGUCCGACGCCGUCCGCCCAGGCCUCGCCGCCGCCGCCGAGCUCGGCGCUCAACACGGCCACGGUGGCUGGGAUCGCGGUGGGCGGCCUGAUCGCGCUGCUGCUCGCCAGCCUGCUCUGCUUCUGCAUGCUCAAGAAGAAGAGGCGGCACCACCCGCACCACCCUCCGCCUCCCCCGCCGCCCCACCACCUGCACUACUAUGGGCAUCCGCCACCGCCACCGCCCCCGCCGCCGUUCAAAGGGGAUCAAUAUGGGUGGCAGCAUAAUGCCCCUCCACCACCCCCCGAUCAUGUUGUGAAGAUGAAUUCACAUCCUUCCACUAAGCCGCCGCCUCCUCCGGUCAAUGUAAACAGCAGUGGUUCGGGUUCACAUUUCUCAGGCGGCGGUGAGAACCGACCCCUGCAAUCACCGUUUGGCAACGCCCUCAGCUUCUCGAAAUGCACUUUUACUUAUGAAGAGUUAGCGGUGGCGACCAAUGAAUUCUCCGAUGCUAAUCUUCUCGGGCAAGGUGGCUUUGGAUUUGUUCACAAAGGAGUGCUGCCAGAUGGCACAGAAGUUGCUGUGAAGCAAUUAAGAGAUGGAAGUGGGCAGGGAGAGCGUGAGUUCCAGGCAGAGGUUGAGAUUAUCAGCCGAGUACAUCAUAAACAUCUCGUGACAUUGGUUGGUUAUUGCAUUUCUGAAGACAAGAGGUUGCUUGUCUAUGAGUUUGUUCCCAAUAACACGUUAGAAUUCCAUAUACAUGGAAGGCGUGGACCAACUAUGGACUGGCCUUCAAGACUACGUAUUGCUUUGGGUUCUGCGAAGGGAUUGGCGUAUCUUCACGAAGACUGUGAGCUCACACACACAUACCUACUUGUUAUGCUUUUCUUUUUCUUUUUCACGUUCAAAAAGGUAUGUAGCUGUUCUGUCAUGAUUUUAUUUCUGUACUUCGUAGGCCAUCCAAAGAUCAUUCAUCGUGACAUAAAGGCAUCAAAUAUUCUUCUGGAUUACAGAUGUGAAGCUAAGGUGGCAGAUUUUGGACUUGCAAAGUUAACCUCUGAUAAUAACACUCAUGUUUCCACCAGAGUAAUGGGCACAUUUGGGUACCUUGCACCAGAGUAUGCUUCUUCUGGCAAGCUAACUGAGAAAUCAGAUGUCUUUUCUUUUGGAGUAAUGCUUCUCGAGUUAAUAACUGGGCGCCGUCCUGUAAGUUCAAAACAAGCGCAUAUGGAUGACAGCUUGGUUGACUGGGCAAGGCCUUUGAUGACACAAGCACUCGAGGAUGGUAAUCACGAUGCUUUAGUGGAUCCCCACUUAGGAAUCGAUUUCAAUGAUAACGAGAUGGCAAGGAUGAUCGCCUGCGCAGCCGCAUGCGUACGCCAUUCUGCGCGGCGACGUCCACGCAUGAGCCAGGUUGUUCGGGCCCUGGAAGGCGACGUGUCGCUGGAUGAUCUGCACGAAGGCGUCCGGCCUGGCCACAGCCGGUUCAUGGGAUCACACGCCAGCUCCGAGUAUGACACGAGCCAGUACAACGAGGACCUGAAGAAGUUCAGGAAGAUGGCGCUCGGGACCAGCAGCUUCCAGAGCAGCCAGCUAACGCCGUCCAGCGGCGAGCACGAGCACCAGGAGCCGUCCGUCCCGAGCAGCGACGGCCAUCAGCAGACGCAGGAGGUGGAGUUGGGGACUAGGAAGAGAGACGACGGUGACGUCGAGAGCCAGGCUUCCAUGAGAUGACCACUUUCCCUUCCGUCGGAGAGAUUUGACUUCAGAACAUUUGUAAAUCCACAGCAUAGCUGAAUUCACAUAAGCUGCCAGCUGACUUGACUUGGUUGCAACGAACAAAAAUGAUAUUUUGUUCUUGAGAUAUAUAGUUCUUUUGGUAGCCGCA